AUGAGCGCUCCUUACGUCCGUAUUAGCCAGAUCGCUAGUCAUUUAAGCUCCCAUGAUCCACGUGGUGAAGAAAGUGAAUAUGCGCGGCGUCUACAACAGACCGAGUCUUUUCUACGGGAUAAGCGCUUUGAGUAUGUCAAGCGCCCUUACGGCGCCAAGGACGUAGUGAAGCUUCAAGGCACGAUCCCCGCGUCAAAUGCCGGUGUCGCUAUGUCGCAUAAGCUUUACAAGAUGCUGCGUGAGCUGCAAGACGCUAAAAAGACGAGCCACACCUUUGGUGCACUGGAUACAAUUCAGGUUACGCAAAUGGCCAAGCACUUGACGUCAGUCUACGUCAGCGGCUGGCAGUCGUCGUCCACAGCUUCUACGUCUAAUGAGCCCGGACCGGAUGUGGCUGACUACCCCAUGGACACAGUACCUAAUAAGGUGGACCAGCUCUUUCGUGCUCAACUCUUUCACGAUCGCAAGCAGUACGAGGCUCGUCGCCGCUUGACAGCUGAAGAGCGCGCCCGUAUCCCACCAACUGAUUUCAUGCGGCCGAUUAUUGCUGAUGCUGACACUGGCCACGGCGGGUUGACAGCUGUCAUGAAGUUGACGAAGAUGUUUAUUGAGCGCGGCGCCGCUGGCAUUCACCUUGAAGACCAGAAACCUGGCACUAAAAAGUGCGGCCACAUGGGCGGCAAGGUGCUUGUCUCAGUGCAAGAACAUAUUCAGCGUUUGAUUGCUGCACGUCUACAGGCUGACAUCAUGGGCAGUCCCCUGGUUAUUGUCGCCCGCACGGACGCUGAAGCUGCGACCCUGUUGGACAAUAAUAUUGACCCGCGCGACCAUCCCUUCAUUAUUGGUGCCACCAAUCUCAAAGUGGAAUCCUAUACUGAUGCCACCCAUGCUGGUCGUGAUAGCGACUGGGACAAGCGCGCACAAGCAAUGACGUACCCAGAAGCUGUUCGUGAGGCGUUAAAGAAGUCUGGACGCUCAGACGCAUUGGCCAAGUGGGAAGCCCACUGUUUGGAGUUGAGUCUGCCCCAAUUACAGUCACUGGCUAAAUCGCUUGGUGUGAAUAUCACCUUUGAUUGGGAGCUUGCUCGUACGGUGGAGGGUUACUACCGCGUUCGGGGCGGUGUAGACUAUUGCAUUGCUCGUGGCCGUGCGUAUGGUGAGUACGCAGAUUUGAUAUGGAUGGAGACAGCCAAGCCGGGUGUGCCUCUUGCGCGCAAGUUUGCUGAGGGUGUUAAGGCUAAGAUUCCGCACCAGAUGCUGGCGUACAACUUGUCGCCGUCUUUUAAUUGGGAUGCCGCGGGUAUGUCGGAUAUGGAGAUUGAGACGUUUGUGACUGAUCUUGCUCGCUUGGGCUUUUGCUGGAUGUUUAUUACACUGGCUGGCUUUCACUGUGAUUCGCUGGGCAUCACACGCUUCGCACGUGACUAUGCUAAGCGUGGCAUGCUUGCGUAUGUUGAGGGUGUGCAGCGUGCUGAGCGCAAUGAGGGUGUUGAGACGCUAAAACAUCAGGGCUGGUCGGGCACGGAACUUGUCGACGCUAUGCAAAACACUAUUACGGGCGGGUUGUCAUCGACAAACACGAUGGGCCACGGUGUAACAGAGUCACAGUUUUAA
Molecule: messenger RNA, 1614 nt
Organism: Plasmopara halstedii
Lineage: Eukaryota; Oomycota; Peronosporomycetes; Peronosporales; Peronosporaceae
Product: isocitrate lyase
Exons: 1
Coding region: 1-1614 (537 amino acids)
Biological process (GO): carboxylic acid metabolic process
Molecular function (GO): isocitrate lyase activity
Source: RefSeq, a predicted model, not a curated record